ACUGGGCGGCGAGGACUGGGGACUGCUGCGGGUAAAUCGGCACCACGGGCCACGAACUUGUCGUGCUCGAACCCACGUAGAACGCCCGGGCUUAGGUAGCUCGUCGUCCUUCGGCGUUAUUCCUCACCGACGCCCGCGGGCAAUGUGCCCACCCGACGAGAUAACUACGGGUGGACAAGGCGUACGAUGCUUAGGGAUGCUUGGACGAACGACGGUGGGAAAGGCUGGUGGCGAUGUUGGUCCAGGUUGGGCGGAUUGCUGGCGAUGGCGACAGCCAUUUCCUGUCUCGUUGUCCCGUUUCCGGGCGCCUCGGCCAAUCCGGAAGCGAAGCGUCUUUACGAUGACCUGCUGUCGAACUACAACCGCCUCAUCCGCCCCGUUGGCAACAACAGCGAUCGCCUCACUGUCAAAAUGGGACUACGCCUCUCCCAGCUCAUCGACGUUAACUUGAAGAAUCAGAUCAUGACGACAAACGUAUGGGUGGAACAAGAGUGGAACGAUUACAAGUUGAAGUGGAAUCCGGAUGACUAUGGCGGCGUCGAAACCCUUCAUGUACCAUCGGAACACAUAUGGCUGCCUGACAUUGUACUUUACAAUAAUGCCGAUGGAAACUACGAGGUAACCAUUAUGACCAAGGCGAUCUUGCACCAUACGGGAAAGGUCAUGUGGAAGCCACCGGCGAUCUAUAAAUCAUUUUGCGAGAUCAACGUGGAGUAUUUCCCCUUUGACGAGCAGACCUGCUUCAUGAAGUUUGGCUCGUGGACUUACGACGGAUAUACGGUCGACCUGCGGCAUUUAGAUCAGACCGAAGAUUCAAACGAAAUCGACGUUGGUAUCGAUCUGACAGACUAUUACAUCUCCGUCGAGUGGGACAUAAUAAAAGUGCCUGCCGUGAGAAACGAAGCGUUCUACAUUUGCUGUGAGGAACCGUAUCCCGACAUCGUGUUCAACAUCACCCUACGCCGCAAGACCCUCUUUUACACGGUAAACCUGAUAAUACCGUGCGUGGGCAUAUCCUUCCUCUCGGUAUUGGUGUUUUACCUGCCGAGCGACAGCGGUGAAAAGGUCUCCUUGUCGAUAUCGAUACUCUUAUCGUUGACGGUGUUUUUCUUGUUACUAGCGGAGAUUAUACCGCCCACGUCGUUGACGGUUCCAUUACUCGGGAAGUAUUUGUUGUUUACGAUGGUGCUGGUAACGUUUUCGGUCGUAGUGACGAUCGCUGUGUUGAACGUUAACUUUCGGUCUCCGGUGACCCACCGUAUGGCCAAGUGGGUUAGAAUCGUGUUCAUUCAGGUGCUCCCAAGAUUCCUCCUCAUCCAAAGACCAAAGAAGGACGAUGACGAUGAAGAUGAGGAGGGUGUUGACGGGUUAGUAGGUGGUGUUAACGGCGUUGGUACUGGUGGUGGUGGUGGUGGUGGUAGUGAUAAUGGUGGUAGUAGAAACGGUGGUGGCGCCGGUAGCUCCCAUCAUCAUCGACUUCAUCGUAUUCAUAACGGGCACGAGCUCGACGACGAGCUCGACGACGUCGUCGACGAGGACGACGUUGAAGCACCCAACGGGAAACCGCCCGAGGCUAUCCUCACCGAUGUGUUCCAUGUACAAGAGACUGAUAAGUACGAGCCCUAUUGCGGUAAGAGGUUCAGCGGCGAAUACGAGAUACCUGGACCACAUGGUCCACUGACGCACCAAAUCGUCGACCAUCAUCAUCACCAUGGCGGUGUUUCCACCGGCCCUGGACUUCCACCACCGACUUCCUUACCGACCAAUGGCCCGCCUCCGCCGCCGCCCCCGAGCAAGCCGCCGAGCUUUCAUUACGGGCACGGUCCACCUCUCGGCACCGUUGCCCCUUAUUUCGAGGAACCACUGCCCUCUUUGCCUCUGCCCGGUGCCGACGACGAUCUCUUUGGGCCAGCCAGCCCUGGUUAUGCACACGAGGACAUCAGCCCCACGUUCGAGAAGCCGCUGGUACGCGAAAUCGAGAAAACCAUCGACGACGCCCGAUUCAUCGCCCAGCAUGCCAAGAACAAGGACAAGUUUGAGAGCGUCGAAGAGGAUUGGAAGUACGUAGCGAUGGUGAUCGAUCGGAUCUUCCUGUGGAUCUUCACAUUGGCGUGUGUGUUUGGUACAGCGAUGAUAAUCUUCCAAGCACCAAGUUUGUACGACACGACGAAGCCGAUUGACAUUAAGUACAGCAAGAUCGCGAAGAAGAAGAUGAUGUUGAUGAAUAUGGGUCCGGAGGAGGAAUAGUUGACGAUAAAACGCGGCCAAUGGCCGUUGGGCCGUUGGCGCGAUCGUCGACGUAAUAAUCGCCGUCGUCAUAAUCAUCAUGAUCAUCAUCAUCAUGAUUAUCGUCAUCAUCAUCAUCAUCUUCGUCAUGAUCAUAAUAUUCGU
Polistes canadensis is the source of this 2391-nucleotide messenger RNA. It is a transcript of the gene nAChRalpha1, whose product is annotated as acetylcholine receptor subunit alpha-like 1. The transcript has 7 exons. The coding region runs from base 187 to 2247 and encodes 686 amino acids. Gene Ontology annotation, biological process: monoatomic ion transmembrane transport; regulation of membrane potential; chemical synaptic transmission. The record is from RefSeq and is a predicted model, not a curated record. Gene Ontology annotation, cellular component: synapse; postsynaptic membrane; neuron projection. NCBI's taxonomy places the organism in Eukaryota, Metazoa, Arthropoda, Insecta, Hymenoptera, Vespidae. Gene Ontology annotation, molecular function: transmembrane signaling receptor activity; acetylcholine-gated monoatomic cation-selective channel activity.